CAUUAUUUUAUUUUUUCAUUAAAGGUUGUUACAAAACUUUAGGCCCAUAAAAUAAAACAAAAUUUUAAGAAAUGGAUCAUUCAAGUAAAAAAAUUUUUGCAGAACGCUGUCUCGAUAUGGUAAACCAAUCACUCCUCGUAAUAUUUCUCUCAAUUACGUUAAUUAUAAUCGUAAAGUCAUUCUUCAUUAUGGAGCUUCGCUUAAUGCAAAAGCGAAAUAAGAAAUCGUCUAUUUCUUUGGGCACUGACCAAAGUAUUAAGGUACAAAUAGAAGCUGCUGGUACUAAGGUUAAAUUAACGGUGUCUCAGUCACAAAAUGAGAACGUGUGUCCAUUCCGUUGCCCACAUAGGAGAGCUAAUGUGCACUUCGAUUAUGAAAACCCACAGAAAAAUAAGCCCAUGGUAUCACAAGAUGAAAAUUGGUGUCCAUUCCGUUGUCUAUUUGGGAGACCUAAUGUGCAACAUUCUGACGAUGAAAAGCCAAGAAGUACCAAAUUUUUGGUCAAUCAGUGUCAAAAUGAAAGCGGGUGUCCAUGCCGUUGUCUACAAAGGAUAGCUAAUGUGCAACAUUCUGAUGAUGAAAAACUAGCAAUGUCUAAACUUUUGGAGAACGGGUGUUCAUGCCGUUGUGCCCAUAGGAUAGCUAAUAUGCAACAUUUUAAUGAUGAAAAUAUGCAAACAGGUAUUGGUUCUAAUGUCAAUCGUAUGAUGACUCAGUCUGAACAUAAAAACGGGUGUCCAUUUAGUAGUUCGGAUAUGAGAGUUAAAGUUCAACAAUUAGCUGAUGAAGCGUCAGCAAAUACUAAGCUUUUGGUGACUCAGGCUCAUAAUGAAACCGGGUGUACAUGCCGUUAUUCACACAUGGGAGCUAAUAAACAGCAUAUUGAUAAUGAAAGCGUACAAGUAACAGUUCUUGGUGCCAAUGUCAAACGUAUGAUGAACCAGUGUGAACACGAAAAUGGAUGUCCUUUCAGUUACCUGAAUAGGCGAGCUAAUGUGCAACAUAUUGAUGAUGAUGAGCUGGUAAUCGAUCACGUAACUAAUACGGAUCUUUUAGUUAAUGAAAAGGUAAUUCCUUUGACUGAAAAUAGUUUAUUUCGAUGUGAUAAUAACGAGCGGGAGAAUCCUAUUGGAAAUCCAUUUAACAACGAUAAUUGUUUGAUACACUGUGACAAACGUAGAGUACUUCCUCUACCUAUGCAUCAUUCAUCUUCAUCUUUCGUUUGGAACAAUUGGGAGAAUCCUAUUGGAAAUCCAUUUAAUAAUGAUAACUGUACUGUAGAUGACCUGGUUCCAGUUAAAAAGGAAACUGCUGUGGUUCAACAAAAUACUGACACUGGCGUUAGUAAUAAGGAGAAGGAGGAAGAUAUUGUAUAUAAUCUUGAACAAAUAUUUCUUGACACCAUUCUUAGUUAAAUAAUCGACACAUGUAGUAGUAUCAAAAAUCUCAAUAUGAUUGCUGAGUAAUCAUAAUAAGUCUCAAUGAUUCCAUUUUAAUUUUUUUUCGGUUGAAAAAUUUUUAGUUUACAAUAUUUUAAUAAAUUUUUCUAUAGAACAUUAAACAUUACUUCAAAUAAA
Messenger RNA from Teleopsis dalmanni, 1577 nucleotides. RefSeq lists its product as uncharacterized. The record is from RefSeq and is a predicted model, not a curated record. Bases 72 to 1415 code for a protein of 447 amino acids. The transcript is spliced from 2 exons. NCBI's taxonomy places the organism in Eukaryota, Metazoa, Arthropoda, Insecta, Diptera, Diopsidae.